Chionomys nivalis (European snow vole) is the source of this 327-nucleotide messenger RNA. It is a transcript of the gene Smim35, whose product is annotated as small integral membrane protein 35. The record is from RefSeq and is a predicted model, not a curated record. The transcript has 4 exons. Lineage: Eukaryota; Metazoa; Chordata; Mammalia; Rodentia; Cricetidae. The coding region runs from base 1 to 270 and encodes 89 amino acids.
AUGCAUGGCUUCUCUGCAGGUGAGGACUCCAUCAGCUCACUGGGCAUGAUCCUCGGAGUGGGACUGUCGCUGUUGCUUGUGUCCAUCCUCGGCUACAGCUUGGCCAAGUGGUACCAGCGUGGGUACUGCUGGGAUGGGCCUAAUUUUGUCUUCAACUUAUACCAGAUCCGGAACCUGAAGGACUUGGAAGUGGGGCCACCCUUCACCAUCAGUGGCCACAUGAGCAGUCCAGAUGGCGGCUACAUGAAGUUCUCCAAUGAAAGAGUCUGAUAGACAUGCAUCUAGCCUCUGGAGGUCAGGAGAGAUAAUCAGUUCCAUGGAGCGAAG